This is a messenger RNA of Linum trigynum, 4480 nucleotides long. The record is from the annotation of a GenBank genome assembly. NCBI's taxonomy places the organism in Eukaryota, Viridiplantae, Streptophyta, Magnoliopsida, Malpighiales, Linaceae.
GCCGGAUCUGGUUGACGACCACCUAGGAAUAACCUUCCACCAUCACGUGACUCAAGGGCCUUGAUGGAAUCUAACAUCUCUUACUGCUAUGGGCUCUGCCAUAUAGGGGUUGACUACUCCCUAGUGAUGCAUACCUGGUGCCAGUACCACAUGCCCGUCUAACCCACAGAUAACAAGACCAGACGAGCACUCUUAGUUACGAACAUCUACAUCGAAGUUGAUAUUCAAAUAGUUGUCCGGUGGAGGCUACUAAGAAGAGGGAUGAGGAUAUGGAAGGAGCGAACUCGGAGGCAGAGGAGUGGGGGAAUUAGGGGUGGCAGUUCGGUUAUUUUCGGUUAUAACCAAUAACUGAUCGGCCGGUUAUCGGUUAACCAAAAUAACCACCCCCCUACCGAAAAUCGCCCGAAAUAGACUAUGAUUUCUCGGUUAUCUCGAUUAUCGUUUAACCGAAUCACUUUUAAGACAAAAAACCAUUUUGUCCAGCCUUCGAUAACCAACCGAAGUUCGGUUACUUUGGUCACCGGUUAGUGAAUAACCGACCGGUUAUCUGUUUAAUCGACUAAUUAACCGAUAACCAGUAACCGAACUGCCACCCCUAGGGAGAGUAAUGGAGACUUCAAGGACCUGGUUGUAGAGUUGUUUGACGAGAGAACAGACAUGAGGUUGGAAGAAUUCAAAAUUCGCUUUAUUUCUAAACUCCAGAUCUCUAAAGUAAACAAAAGCUUUGGAGAAGAUGGAAUGGGGAGAUCUCAGAGAUCAUUUCAAGUCGCCACCAUAGACUGAAAAUAAUUGUCGGGGCGGAAUCAAUAAAGUUGCUUAAUCCCACUGUGCACCAUAAUUUGGUGGCCAAGGGGCAUCUGAAGAAUAAUUGUUCGAUACUCUCUCCAUCUCUCUAGCAGACCAGACAUCAGUUAAGACAUUUAACUCCACGAGAUUGGAGGGUCAAUAGAUAGACCCAAGGUUGUCAAACCGGUUUAUACCGUUGUGCCGGUUUGGCAAGUGGAAUGGUACGACCGAUGGUAUAACCAGUUGUGCCGGUUCAUGCCGGUUUAAAAAAAUGUGAAAACAAUUAAUAUCCAAUGUAUCUAAUCAUAUAUAAAACAUAUUUGUGGACAAUUUAGUUACAAUCCAACAAAUAUCAUCAACUUUUAACUAUUACAUUCAUAAAAUAAAUAAUAAAUUAAUUUUGUAUUCAUUAAAUUCAUUAAAAUGAUGUCAUUUUACUUAGAAUGGUUAAGUCGAUCAUACCGGCCAUACCGGUGGUGUCAUGCCGGUUUCAUGACCGGCACAGGUUGAACCAGGUUCAACCGGGUGGCAUGCCACCGGCAUGACAACCAUGGAUAGACCACAUUAAAUAGUAGUUGGAAAGUCCAAUAACAAUUUAAUAAAUAUAUACAUCAUUAAUAAACCAACUCAUAAGUUAUAGAUCGAUUUUUUCAUAAACUGUAAUCAAAUUUGCUCUCUAGUUAUAAUGUUGAGACAUCUCAUGAGCUGAAAUUAAGAUAGUUCAUGAGUCGAACUCAAUAGGCCACCUAAUCGAGCUAGUUUACAAGUCUCACAAGCCGAACACGUUAAAUUUUAAACUCAAACUCGACUCGUUAAUAAAUGAAUUGAGCUUUUAUUAGAUCGAACAAAUUUUUAUCUUAGUUCGAAACCAAACCGUUCGUGAAUAGAUUGGUUCAUUGACAGCCCUACUCACAAGUCGCAAGUCACAGUCUCUGUAUCUCUUCUUCAAAAACCCUAGCUAAACCCCUUUCCCAGUCCGCCACCGCAGCUCCGAGCCAGAGCCCUCCGCCGCCAUGGGUAAAGUGAAGGGAAAGCAUCGUUUGGAUAAAUACUACCAUCUCGCCAAGGAGCACGGCUACCGGUCUCGUGCCUCCUGGAAGCUGGUCCAGCUCGAUUCCAAGUUCAAGUUCCUCCAUUCCUCUCGCGCCGUUCUCGAUCUCUGCGCCGCUCCCGGAGGAUGGAUGCAGGUCGCCGUCGAGAGGGUUCCCGUCGGGAGCCUCGUUCUCGGUCUCGAUUUGGUGAGAAUCGCUCCUCUGCGUGGCGCCAUAUCCAUCGAGCAGGACAUCACGAAGCCAGAGUGCAGGGUCAAGGUUAAGAAGAUUAUGGGCGAUGAUGGGGUUAAAGCUUUCGACUUGGUUUUGCACGAUGGUUCCCCGAAUGUCGGUGGUGCGUGGUCGCAAGAGGCGAUGUCUCAGAAUGCUUUGGUUAUCGAUGCUGUGAAAUUGGCCACUCAGUUCCUGGCUCCCAAAGGAAAUUUCGUCACUAAAGUUUUCAGGUCACAAGAUUACAGUUCCGUUAUCUACUGCUUAAACCAGUUAUUUGAAAAGGUUGAGGUGGACAAACCAUUAGCCAGUCGUUCAGCAUCUGCAGAAAUCUUUGUGCUUGGACUAAAGUACAAAGCACCUGCAAAGAUUGAUCCUCGUCUGCUUGAUUUUAAGCAUCUGUUUCAGGGAUCAGUAGAACCUGUAAGAAAGGCACUAGAUCCCCUGAGAGGAACAAAGCAAAAGCGUCAUCGUGAUGGGUAUGAAGAUGGACAGGCUAUGGUGCGGAAAGUGUCUUCAGCUGCUGAUUUUAUCUGGUCCGCCACACCUCUUGAUGUCCUUGGUUCAGUUACUUCAAUUACAUUUGAGGGCCCGGAUUCUUUACGCAUAAAGGAUCUUGAGUUAACAACAGAAGAGGUCAAGUCCCUUUGUGAUGAUCUUCGUGUUUUGGGAAAGCAAGACUUCAAGCAUCUACUGAAGUGGCGAAUGCAGAUAAGAAAGGCUCUGUCCCCUUCUGCAGAAGCUAGUCCUGCUGUUGCUGAGAGCGAAGAAAAGAAAGAGGUGGAUGAAGAUGAUAGGUUGCUUAAUGAAAUGGAGGAGUUGACAGAUGCUAUGGAGAGGAAGAAGAAACGUGAGAAGAAAAUACUUGCUAAAAGACGGGCAAAGGACAAGGCUCGGAAAGCAAUAGGAAUGACAAUGGAUGUACUUGAAGAUGGCUAUAAUGAUAUUGAGUUAUUUUCUCUUUCGUCUAUCAAGGGAAAGAAAGAUUUGGUUGCUGUUGAUACUGCCGAGAAUGGUGGUGCAAAUGGUGACUUGAAAGAUAGUGACAAUGAGGAAACCCGCGAGGAUGAGUCAACCACUGAUUCAGAUUCAGAUGAAGAGCGCAGAAAGUAUGAUGCAAAAAUGGAAGAUAUUCUCGACCAGGUCUAUGAACGGUUUGUGACCAAAAAGGAAGGAAGUACAAAGCAGCGGAAACGUGCAAGGCAGGCCUACUCCGAUCAACUUUUGGAGGAGGAGGAGAACAAUUAUAUGGAUCAAUCAGAUUACGAUUCAGAUAAGGACCUACCAGAUCGUGAAGCGAAUCCUCUUAUGGUGCCACUCAACGAAGGGGAAGAACCAACAAAAGAAGAGAUUGCAAACAAGUGGUUUGCUCAGGACAUAUUUGCCAAAGCCGUGGAGGAGGGCGAUUUGGUUACUAUCCCUGAAGAUGAAGAAAUGUUGGAUGUCGUUGAUAAGAAGCACGACAACAAACUUAACCCGUCAAAGAAGGCUGCUAAGACAGCUGAUAAUGCCCCGAAGCACCACACUCAGCCUCAACCCUCCAAACCCGAGGAGGAUUUCGAGAUUGUUCCUGCCCCUGGCACAGAUUCCAGUGACGACUCAUCCUCUGAUGAAUCUGAUGAUGAUGACAUCAACAAAAAGGCAGAGAUAUUGGCCUGCGCAAAAAAGAUGCUGAGGAAGAAGCAGAGAGAACUGAUGCUCGAUGAUGGCUACAACAGGUACAUGUUUGAUGACGAGGGCUUGCCUGGUUGGUUUUUGGAGGAAGAAAAGAGGCAUCGACAACCGGUCAAACCAAUCACCAAAGAGGAGAUGGCUGCCAUGCGUGCACAGUUCAAGGAGAUCAAUGCUCGGCCGGCUAAGAAAGUGGCACAGGCCAAGGCUAGGAAGAAGCGGGUAGCCAUGAGGAGGAUGGAGAAGGUCAGAAAGAAGGCUAAUGUGAUUUCAGACCAAAAUGAGAUCUCUGACCGGUCAAAGAGCAAAAUGAUCGAGCAGCUGUAUAAGAAGGCUGCACCGAAGAGGCCAAAGAAGGAAUUCGUAGUUGCGAAGAAGGGAGUUGCGGUGAAGGGCGGCAAAGGGAAAGUGAUUGUGGAUCGGCGGAUGAAGAAGGAUGUUCGUGGGAGCAAGAAGAAAGGGAAAGGUGGAUCAAAGAAGGGAAAGGAUGCGAAGAAAGGUGGCCAGAAGAGUAAAGGUUCUGCGAAGAUGGGAGGGAACAAAGGGAGAAAGACGUAAGGUAUGAAAACAGUGACCAGUCAAGAGCUUGGUAGAAAAACUUAAACCUUCAUCGGAAGGAUAAUUUUUGUUAAAUUAAUCCAGUUUUGUUUGAACUCCCUCAAGAAAGUGGGAGUAGUAAGAUUUUUGCAAGCUCUGUUCUUUGUGCUCAUGGUGUGUGGCAGAGACUCGGUGCUGUGAUCGCAUAAAUUGAUCAUUGCUUC